GCACAUUGGAGCUUCUAUUAGGCGGCCAGAGGAGGCUCCGUGGGGGGCGUAGCAACGUCCAUGUGCGCCGCCCAGAAGAGUGGCAAAAGUUGGGGACAAGUCUGACUUAGUUGCUCAACACGGCUGAGCGAAGUCACAUCUCCACGCGUGGACUAAAAGACCUCGAGCUUCCUUUUAUAACACACCGACCACCGCUUUUAAAAAAAGGCCCUGAGAGAGAAAUUAGAAGCAUCCAGCUCCCGGAGACCCCUGAAAUUCUGCAUCCAAACACCCCGAAACAUCAAGUCCAUCAUGGAUUCGCUCAUUUCGCUUCUUUGCCUCGCUGUGGUUGUCUCGGCCUCACAUCCGAUGUGUGAUCCUGUGGAGGUAAGCGACAAUUCCUGGAUCUACGUGAGGGAGAUGCAACUCGGCUGCUGGACCAGCUUCGUGGGACAGGACAAGGCCGAGGUCCACAUCCUGAAGCUCAACUUUGCUGCCACGGACGUCAAGAUGUUCUCUCUGAAGAUGAAUGACGCCAGACCAAUGAACCUGAUCAUCACGUCACGGGACACGGCCUAUGGUCUAUACAAGAUCAAUGCUGGUGUCAACAUUUAUAAAAGCAAUGCCUCAACAUUAGUGUUGCACUCUAACGAGCCUCAUAGCAACGUCCAUCCCAUCGACUUCCCCGGUGAGGACGAGGAGCUGCUGAGGUGGGCGACCCGCAGGUUCGGCGGCGUCACUUCCUUCACCACCGUGGAAAAUCUCAAAGUGCUGCUCUCCAGGCCCACAGAAGGAACAAAAGGUGGUUCUGGAGAAUGCGUGCUCCACAGCGAAGAUCCGUCUGAAAAGCACUUCAUAAAUAUCAAAGCCACGCCCUUGACGUCUUCAUUCAAGUCCUGCUCUCCCCCACCGGAGCCGGAGAAGCAGCAGCUACGCGGCCCCAAUGACGAGGACGCCGCAUCGGAGCUUCAUAUUAUCAAUAUCCCAGAGGAUGCCAAUAUUCGCAACCUGUCUGUUCGCGUGGACACGAGAAAGUCCAGCGUGUUCUUGAGGGGUCCUCGCGGCACCACGUGGACCUUCCUCAACCCGCAGCACACCAAGUUCUGUUCCAACAAUGAGAUUGUGCUGCCCGCCAUGGCCCAUAGAAUUCAGCCCUUGUUUGAGUUGAGCAGUGACCAGGCGGAGGACGUGCAGAAGAAGGCUUUGGAUUAUUUUAAGGCAGACACCUUCACGAGCUACACCGAAAUGAGGCCCGAGGGCUCCCAGUUGUUGCUGGUGCUUGGUCGAGACACCCCAGCAGUAACAGAAACGGUAACAGAAGCUACGUUGUCAACCAGGACGGAGCCUCAUCAGAUGCCUCUGCUGAUGCAGCUCUACACGUCACCUGAUUUUCACUCGCCCCUGGACCCCAAUACCAAGGUGCAGAGUGACAAGAGAAUCUAUGCCGAGAUUUCGGGGCACACUCUGGGUGAUAUCGUCCUGACCAUCAAAGUGAUGAGCUGCUUCGUGCACUCCAAAGGCUCCUGCCCGGUAGUACAGGAGCUCCCCUUCAUACCAGAGUUCUGCUCGUCAAAUUUAUGUCCCACCAGCACACGACUGAGCUUCUCCUUGGAUCAGCUGCAAGAGCUCAGCUCCACCACUUGGGACCUGGAAUGUUCUGUCAAACUGUGCUACAGCGAGAAAUGUGGCGAUGGAGGACGAGUGAAAAGGAACUUGGAGGUUACCCAGCCUUGUCAACAAACGCUCAACACUCCCUGCUUUGAUUUUGGCCUCCCCGGCGUCCUGGGCAUCGCCUUUGGAGGCUUCCUGAUAGGAGUGUUACUAAUUGGAGCGCUGUGGUUUAUCAAAAUAAAAACAGGCUACCCGACUGGAUUGGACAUGGCCUCCUCCCUGUCUUCUGGCUGUCCCUGCUCGGGAGCCAAGCAGCAGCCCUCGUCGUCAAACCCUUCCGCCUCAGAGAACAGCAGCGCUAACGCGAGCAUCGGAAGCACACAGAGCACACCCACCAGCAGCAUGGCGUGAGAUUCGGGCGAGCACAUCACCACCACCAGCGGACACGGAUUUGUCCAAACCCCUUAAAGUUAGUUACAUUUAGUUUUCUUUCACAAAGGGAGAAAACUAAACCCCAUCCAUCCCUUUUAUUUUACUUUUUUUUUUUUUUUUUUUAUUAAAAUUCCUCAUAUUCGAUAUACAAGCCUGGAAUUGAUGCAGUCGGGCUGUUUGUCUUGUCGGCUGGCGGUGUCUAAUGGAUGGCGUGUGACGCUCACCUCUGCGGUCUCCCUUUAAACUGCGGUUUCCAGACAGGAAGUUAAAGAGGGCAAGAGGAAAAGAAAAACAAAUUGGCUUCCAGCAACAGGAAAAACAAACCUUGUCUUCCCCUGAGAGCCAGCCGGAAAUUCACCGCAUUCCUCCACCAAUUGUGACGGUUGCGAUCGCCGGCGCAAUCAAAGUCGGGACGGCGGGAGAUGAAGCGAACGACAGAGAUGGAAAAAGGCUAGCUGACUGCGUCCAAACGGUUAUCGAAACAUCUUAAACACUCCCUGAAAGAUGUAUCUGUCUCCAUAUUUCCCAUCGCCCUUUAUGACAUAUUUGAUGCUAACAACUAAUAGCUCGUAGGCGGGAGAUGAAACAGACCAACAUAGGAAAAACUACUUGUUGCAUCCUAUCUGUUAGUGUUACUACUACUACCUUACCUAAGGAGGUAUUUGUCUCUGUAUUUGUUUCCAUAUUUUCAUUCAUCCAUUUUGAUCAUAUUUCCUGUUGCCCUUUAUAACAAAUUUGCUAACCUAACAGUUCUUAUUUUAGCUAUUUGAGAGAUGGGAAAUGCAGCGAAAAAGCCAACUUGGAAAAGAAAAGCGUUGUUCUACUAGCUGCAUUCAAACAGUUAGCAAAACGUCUAAAUCACUUCCUGAAAGAGAUAUGUCUCCAUAUUUCAUAUUGCCCUUUAUGACAAAUUCGCAAAACGUCAGUUAGGUAGCUAAAGACACACCCUAAAAGCAGGAACUGUCUUUGUAUUUCCUGUCGCCAUCACUAACGGCUCUGAAAUUAGCUUAUACCGCUGAAGGAAAAAAACAUUCAAGGAACACUUACUGAAGGACUCUUGAUGCUCCGAAGGUAGCAAUCUAUUAGGCAACGUUAGGAAAUGUAGCAUUUGUCAGUUAGCGCAACACUGUCUCGGCGAGGACAGAACGUUGAACACUGCCUCAGUCGGCUGCUGGACAGAAGGAUUGGUGUAAAUGUAUGUUAAAGCUCUCUUUUUUUCCACAAUUGCCUGUAUUACAAAAAUGUAUAAAAAUAUAAUUGCAGGCAAUGUAAAAAAAAAAAAAAAAAAAAAAAACGUUAUCAUCGCCUAUUACUGUUACAGCCUGCAAUAUGAUUUUAAUGACUUAUAUUCCCGCUGGUUGCUUUCAACAAUUCACUCUCCCUAACAUGUAACUGAUCAGUGGCAUCCAUAGCAAGACUGCAUUUUGUCACUGUCCAAUGAAAAGCAUGAAUCUACUAUGUUUUUUCCUCUCCUUUUGUUUUGAAAAACCUAGAAAAGUCAUGUUUGUUGUUUUUCCAAAAACAAACAAGUCACAUUGGUUGUGUUUAUGAAAAACAAUGAAGUCAUAUUUUUUAUAUAGAUAUAUAAUGGGGGAAAAAAAAAACAAUAUUUGUCCGGUUUUUGUAAAAAUAAAGAGAACUUUUUUUUCUGAAAAGCUGAUUGUUUAUUUUCCCCCAAUUUUUCUGUCACAUAAGAAAAGUCAUAGAUAAUGUUUCAGGUAAAACAAAAUAAAAAAAAUUUGUUUUGCAGAACAAAAAUUAAAAAGUAAAUAUUUGUGUUUGUCAGAAAUAAAGCUAAUUUCUUCUUUUAAAAACAAGUCAUACUUUUCCCCCCUGAAAAACAGACAAAAGUAAAGACAUUGUUUUCCUCACCAAACCAUGUUCCAAAUAACAAAGAAAACGUUUUUGUAAUUUUAAACGUUUUAGCCGAAAAACAGAGCUGUGUGUUGUUUUUCCCAACAAUAGUCAUGUUUUUUGUUUUGGCUGGAAAAAAAAAAAGUAAUUUGUUGUUUUCCAACAACAAAUGUUAUCAUUCGUUUUUUCCCCAAAACUGAAGAAAACUCAGUCCUUUUAUUUUUCUGAAAAAACAAGCCAUGUUUGUUGCUUUUCCAAAAAGAUGUUUGUUUUUCAGGAAAAUGCAUGAGAUAAUUGGCAUUUUCAUGAAAAACAAAGUUCUAUUUGUCCAGUUUGAAAUCAUUUUUCCCGAAAAAAAACCCAAAACAAACAAAAAAAAAAGAAUAAAGUCAUUGUCAGUCUUUUCAUUGGACAGUGUUGACUAGUUGAAUCUUACCUCAUUUGUAUGCUCUGACUCCCUUAAUUGCGUGUUUUUAUGCUUCUGUAUGUUUUUGUAUGAAAUAUGGAUCAGAGAAGGCCAGUACAAAUCAUCACUUGAGUAUUUGUGCAAUAUGUGGAGGGGCGAUGACAUGGUGUUGUCGCUUUGUUUUUAAUGUUUUAAAAACAGUUUAUGAUUUCCUGCCUUCAUUUUAACCACUUAUAUACGGAGCAAAAUCAUGCUGCUGAGGACAUCAUCACAUCCUGUAUUAAAAUGUAUCAUAGAAGAAUUGCAGGAUUAAUGUAUCCGUCACAAUAUGCCCAGCCCUUGUACGCAAUGUCUACAUCUGUUUUUGUACAACUGUUUGAUAACUACUCUUUUCUCCCUGCAUUUUGAAGAAUUGGGACCAACUCUCAAUGAAGGCACUUACCAAAUGCACAAUGUUUUGUUUUUGUAUAGUUCCUUUUUCUUCAUAGUUACUGUAUACAUUUGACUUGGCACACAAACUGACAAAAGUGACAAAAAAAAGUGUACAUUUAUUGAGACUGCAUUCCAAGGACUGUGUAUUAUGUUGUAUGUGAAGGAAUACACAUUUUUUAAAAAGAAAAUUACCUGAAUAAAGUGAUUAUGACUGAAUUAAAUAUCCUUUUAUACAAAGUCGGUGAUUCAA
Molecule: messenger RNA, 4964 nt
Organism: Phycodurus eques (leafy seadragon)
Lineage: Eukaryota; Metazoa; Chordata; Actinopteri; Syngnathiformes; Syngnathidae
Gene: eng
Product: endoglin
Exons: 13
Coding region: 292-2001 (569 amino acids)
Source: RefSeq, a predicted model, not a curated record